Molecule: messenger RNA, 5145 nt
Organism: Cyprinus carpio (common carp)
Lineage: Eukaryota; Metazoa; Chordata; Actinopteri; Cypriniformes; Cyprinidae
Gene: col21a1
Product: collagen alpha-1(XXI) chain-like
Exons: 30
Coding region: 989-3892 (967 amino acids)
Source: RefSeq, a predicted model, not a curated record
AUGGUUGAAAUUAUCCAAUUUAAGGGUGAUUAUUUAGAAGUUUAUGCCAAGAAAGCAUUGUGUUUGAUAUAGUAGAGAAGAACAAUGUGCCAAUGAUCGAGAACAGCACAUAGAUUACUCUUAGUGAAAAAAACACAACAUGCAUAGGUUCAGCUUUCGAAUUCAUGAGUAACUCAAUAGUAGACAUUUCUUGUUUCCAAUAAGAUAUCUACUUCAAAAAAAUGGGACAUUUUGGAGAGGGUAAUUGUCUUGUCUUCCAUCAUGCUUGGCAUAAAACUGCUUCUGAUGUUUAAAUGCUAUUACGAAAGAAAAGAUUUGGGUUCUAACAUAUAAACGGUUUCAUUAUAUUUUAAAUAGACUAUGUUUUAGACAGACUACAAGCUGCAAAUUUACCAAAACAAAACUGUUGUUUCAAGAAAUGCAGUUUACAAGCAAAAGUCCUCAAUGACUUAAGGAAGACCACACAUACUGAAAAAAUGUCCAAGAAAUAAAUCGGAAAAUGAACAACAUAUAGUACGAUGCACCAAACAGGCAACAACCUUCCACCUCGCAAGUUAGACUCAAAGAAUGUGAAAGCAUGUUCUCUUAUCUAACCUUCUGGCUCAUUACUAAAAAAAACCCUCGCAAUAUUUAUCCCCUCAGCUGUAAUGCACAAUCCCAACCUUGGAAGAAUAUCGGAAUUACUGUAAUUUUCCUUCUGCUUCCACAAAAAGGGGGCUGACUCCUUUUCUCUUCUAUUUAGUGAAGUUCUCCUUAUCUGUGUCUUAUUUCAACCUCUGUAACCAAGAGGGAGAGAGAGAGAGUGAGUUUGUUGGAAGGUGAAUGGAGAGGGCAGGCUCACAUCUGCAGCCUCCUCCAACCCUGCGCUUUGCACAGCCCUGACCAUGAGACAGCAGACAGUGUGAGUGAGGGGGUAUUUAUUCAAUAAGGGUCCAUCUCCGUGCACAUCAAACUCUGGUGCUAAACUGGAGCUUGGUACUUCAGGAACAUGGGUUGCAAAAUGAGAUCCAUGCAUUUUGUGUUUUGGUGUCUUUACUUCAUGCUCCUUCACUUGUUUUGCACAGCACAAGAUGAGGACAUGAGAUUAAGUUGUAGGACAGCGCCAAGUGAUUUAGUAUUCAUACUCGAUGGAUCAUGGAGUGUGGAUGACAUAAACUUUGAGAUUGUCAAACGGUGGCUAGUAAAUAUCACCAUGAGCUUCAACAUUGGUCAGAAGUUCACCCAGGUUGGGGUGGUGCAAUAUAGCGAUGACCCCUUCUUGCAUAUACCCCUGGAAAAACAUUUAUCAAGUAGUGACCUUAUCAAGGCCAUGGAGUCCAUAGAAUACAUGGGUGGGAACACGAACACAGGGAAGGCUAUCAAGUUUGCCAACGACAAACUCUUCGCCUUAUCUGAGAGAGGUCCAAAUGGCAUUGCAAAAAUCGCUGUGGUUCUGACGGACGGGAAGUCACAAGAUGAAGUGCUGGCAGCUGCAGAAGCUGCAAGGAAAAAGGGGAUAAUUCUCUUCGCAAUUGGCGUUGGUUCUGAGACCGAGGAGGCAGAGCUCAGGGCCAUUGCCAACAAACCAUCCUCAACCUAUGUAUUUUCUGUGAAAGACUAUAAAGCUAUUGCAAAGAUCCGUGCAGUUAUUAGGCAGAAGCUGUGUGAAGAGACUGUAUGUCCAGCAAAGAUUCCAAUCAAUUCUCGAGAUGAGAAAGGAUUUGACAUACUCCUCCAUCUCAACUUGGCUAAAAAAGCUAAAAAGACACAAGGAUCUUUUGAUGGCAGCAAAGCCUACCAGGUGACAUCCCGAGUUGACCUGAGUGAGAGCACCAGGAUGUUAUUUCCAGGUGGACUUCCACCAUCCUAUGUUUUUGUGGCCACGCUGAAGUACAAAGGCUCCGUGGUUAUGGAGGAGUGGGAUCUAUGGCGGAUACAGACUAAGGACGAAAAGCCUCAAAUGGCUGUUACUCUAAAUGGUCUGGACAGAACAGUGAUGUUCACCACCACAAGCAGCACACCAAGUGGAACUCAAACUGUGGUCUUCACUAAACCACCUGCUAAGAAACUAUUUGAUGAAAAAUGGCAUCAGCUGCGUCUUCUAGUGACAGAGGAAGACAUCACUCUGUAUGUUGAUGAUUUGGAAAUAGAAACCUUGGCACUGGAGCCUCCUGAUGGUAUUUUUAUUAAUGGAAAAACACAGGUUGGGAAGUACGUCAGCAAAGAAACAACUGUACCUUUUGAAAUACAAAAACUCAGAAUCUACUGUGACCCUGAGCAGAAUAACAGAGAAACAGCCUGUGAAAUACCUGGAGUUGAUGGAGAGUGUGCUAAUGGACCAGGUGACAUUGAUUCAACCCCAGAGCCAUGCGUCUGUCCACCGGGGCCACAUGGUGCCCCAGGAGCGAAGGGAGAACAGGGGAGAAUAGGAGAUCCAGGUCAACCUGGCCCAGCUGGAGCUGAUGGUAAGCCUGGUGUCCCAGGUUCUCGAGGAAGUCCCGGCUUUCAAGGCUCUCCUGGCAUGCAGGGGCCACGUGGAGCUGAUGGGCAUAAGGGGGUAAAGGGAAGUCCCGGGGAAGCAGGUGACAGCGGUAUCCCAGGUUUACCAGGGCCACCUGGCAAACCAGGUGAAAAGGGGUCUGCUGGCAAUCAAGGAAUACAAGGACUACCAGGCAAUGAUGGACAAAUGGGAGAAAAAGGGAUUAGAGGCCCUGCUGGUCCACCUGGAUAUCCAGGAGAGCUUGGAGCACCUGGCAGGGAUGGGAAAGAUGGAAUUCCUGGAGGAAUUGGUUUAAAGGGAGAUCCAGGACCGCCUGGAAUUCCUGGAGUGGAUGGAAGAGAGGGACAUCCUGGCAUACCUGGUAUACCUGGAAAUGAUGGUCAGAGGGGAAUGAAGGGUGAAGCUGGCUUCCAAGGACCAAAAGGAGCCAAAGGUACACCUGGAGACGCUGGCGAGAUGGGAUUGCCUGGGAUACCUGGUUCAAGUGGACAGCCUGGCCCUAAGGGCACUAAAGGGGACAGUGGAGAGCCCGGUCAACCAGGACCUCCAGGGCUAGAGGGUAAGCCUGGAGAACAUGGGGCAGCUGGCCAACCUGGACAUCCAGGAAUGCCAGGAUCACCAGGACUGAAGGGUCAAAGAGGAGAAGCUGGUGAAAGAGGAGUAGAUGGGAUGAAAGGUGAAAAGGGAGAUUCUGGACGACCUGGUGUUCACGGUUUACCCGGGCCAGCUGGCCAGAAAGGAGAGAAAGGGACAUCAGGAGAGCACGGUCAGAGGGGUCAGAUCGGCCAUCAGGGACUCCCUGGACAGACAGGACAGACAGGACCCUCGGGGCCCAGAGGACUGAGUGGAGAAAUAGGCCCCCCGGGACCACCUGGACCGGAAGGACAACCUGGCAGAGAGCUGUCUGAGCAACAUAUUCAGCAGAUUUGCAGAGAUGUCCUUCGAUCUGAGAUUGCUGCUUUACUGCUGAGUAGUCAACGCAGUCAUCACAGAAGCUGUGAACACUGCUACACACGGGUGGGACCCCCAGGACCUCCAGGGCCACCAGGUCCUCAUGGCUCUCGAGGAUUCCCAGGUUUAUCUGGUUCUAAUGGGCUGCAAGGUCAGCGGGGUUUACCUGGGCGGCCUGGUGUCCCUGGCAUGAAAGGUGAUCCAGGAGAAAGGGGUGAGAAAGGAAAUCAAGGACGCUCACAAAUUGGAGACCCAGGUCUCCCAGGACCAUCAGGUCCAAUGGGUCCACCAGGGGUUGGAAAACCAGGUCACCCGGGUAAGCCAGGCCCACCUGGUCACAACGGCGAGGAGGGGAAGAGGGGGCACCCCGGCGAGCCUGGUCAGCCAGGCGUGUGCCAUCCUUCCAUGUGCUACGGCGCAAUGUUGCGAAGAGAUCCUUUCAGUAAAGGGCCAAACUAUUGACACAGCUUUGGCUGAAAUGCAGACAGCCUGGAUGCGGUGCUGCUCAGUGAAUGAAAGAAAACAAUAACAGCGAAUCUUUCCAAUCUCAGGAUGAUCAUAUUUGUCAAGAGUGUCUCACACUCGUGGACACAUGAAGUACCUCUUAAAGUGUAAAUAAUAUGAUGUUGCCUACAUUAACACCACCGAUUGUCCAUGACUCAAUGUCUUUCUGUGUCAUAAGCUGAGAUGUGCCAUGAUUUAUUCAAGCUGUUUGUCAUGAGGCAUGAAGCGCAUCAGCCUAAUACUUGUGAAAAGCAUCCUGUGUGAGGAGCUCUGCAACACUAGCAGUGGAAAUUCUACCUAGACAUCGACUUCCUUCCUCAUUCUCUUGCUCCCCCAAGUGGCAUUCAACCAUCACCAGCCAAUCAUCUCGCUGUAUUUAUGAAGCUAGAUUUACUGUCCAUUUUGAAUUUGUGUUUCUUUUUGGUCUGAUGUUUCUUUUACUGCUUGCAAGUUUUUCAUGGGAGGAGUGGGAGUUCUUCUGCAAUGCUUCAUGCUUUCUUUCCUAUACUGACGUCUCUUAGAUAUCUACAAUAAUUCUUGUCCCUUUAGGUAGUGCUUACUAAGGUUCCCACAUCUUUUGACCAAUGAAUUUCCAUGAUUUUUUUAUUCUUUAUUUUUUUUUCCCAGGCAUUUUUGAUUACAGGAAACAUAAAAAAAAAAUUCUUACAAUUUUAAAUUAUAUCCUGUAAUAUUUUAGAAAGAAAAAAUAUAUAUAUGCAUAUAUUCAGUAUAGAAAUGUGUAAGAUUUUAUUCAUAUCCACGCCUGGGGUCACAAUUUAUGAUUCUCUGAUAUUUCAGGUUUUCCAUAGUUGAGGAAACUCUUUAUUACACUUCAGACUUCAAAUGUGAGUGUGAUUAGAUAAUAUCUAUAUUAAAUGUUAAAAAAUGGUAAACUGAACAAAUUCAUCAUAUACAUUUUAAUCCACCUUUCUCUACACCAAAUUGUCAUGAAAGACACAAUUCUGAAAGCGUUUUUUUUUUUUUUUUUAAUCUUUUACCCUUGGUUGGUAAAGGAUGUGUAGUAGAGUGUAAUAAAGCUCACUUUCCCAUAAAUGUAUAAUUUUUUGUUAUUUAUAAGAACUGAUAUCAGUUACCACUUUUCCUGUGAGAGCGCUUUCUUAUUUUUGCAGUGAAUUUUUUUUUUUUUUUUUUUUUUACUUUCAUGUGUUUGAAUGACUUUUGAUAACAUUAAUUAAAACCUUUUUUUAUUA